Scomber scombrus (Atlantic mackerel) is the source of this 3874-nucleotide messenger RNA. RefSeq names its product ankyrin repeat domain 52a (gene ankrd52a). The transcript is spliced from 28 exons. NCBI's taxonomy places the organism in Eukaryota, Metazoa, Chordata, Actinopteri, Scombriformes, Scombridae. Bases 161 to 3394 code for a protein of 1077 amino acids. The record is from RefSeq and is a predicted model, not a curated record. Gene Ontology annotation, molecular function: protein binding.
CAGACAACAACAGUGACAGAUCAAGACCGCAUUUCUGACAGUUUGCAGCCAGCUAUGGGUGCAGUCUGAGGAGAGAAAAAAAGUGGACACAGUAGCGCACCGCAAUAUACCUCGAAGUUUCAUCCUCAUGAAGGAGCUCCGUCCUGGCUGAGUUUGGGAGAUGGGAGUACUCAACAUUGUAGACCAGCCUCCUCUGGUCCAGGCCAUCUUCAAUCGUAAUGCUGAAGAAGUUCAACUAUUAUUGCACAAUAAGGAGGAUGUCAAUGCACUGGACCAAGAGCGCCGUACGCCACUUCAUGCUGCUGCCUGUGUGGGUGAUGUCCAUAUAAUGGACCUCCUCAUUGAAUCAGGUGCCAGUGUAAAUGCUAAAGACCAUGUAUGGUUGACCCCGUUGCACAGGGCAGCUGCCUCUAGGAAUGAAAGGGCAGUGGGUCUGCUGCUGAGGCGCGGAGCAGAGGCAAAUGCACGAGACAAGUUCUGGCAGACACCACUACAUGUGGCUGCCGCCAACCGUGCCACACGCUGUGCAGAGGCCCUGCUAACCCAGCUGAGCAACCUGAACAUGGCAGAUCGCACCGGCAGAACUGCGCUGCACCACGCAGCUCAGAGUGGGUUCCAGGAGAUGGUGAAGCUGCUGCUGAACAAAGGGGCCAACCUGAGUGCCAUCGAUAAGAGGGAGAGACAGCCUAUCCAUUGUGCUGCUUACUUGGGGUAUGUGGAGGUUGUGAAGUUGCUGGUGUCUCGCAGUGCAGACAAGUGCUGCAAGGAUAAGCAGGGCUACACACCUCUCCACGCUGCUUCUGCAAGUGGUCACCUCGAAAUUGUAAAGUACCUACUGAGGACGGGGACUGAGAUUGAUGAGCCCAAUGGCUUUGGAAACACUGCGCUCCAUGUGGCUUGCUACAUGGGACAGGAGGCUGUUGCUACCGAGCUGGUGAACCACGGAGCUAACGUUAACCAGCCCAACAAGUGCGGCUACACCCCUCUGCACCUGGCCGCCGUCUCUACCAACGGUGCCCUCUGUCUGGAGUUGCUGGUCAACAAUGGGGCAGAUGUCAACCAGCAGAGCAAAGAAGGGAAGAGCCCCCUGCACAUGGCAGCCAUUCACGGACGCUUCACACGCUCUCAGAUCCUCAUCCAAAACGGUGGGGAAAUUGAUUGUGUGGAUAAGUAUGGCAAUACUCCUCUCCACGUUGCUGCUAAGUACGGCCAUGAACUUCUGAUCAGCACUCUGAUGACCAACGGAGCAGACACAGCCAGACGUGGGAUCCACGGAAUGUUCCCCUUGCACUUAGCUGUGCUGUACGGGUUUUCAGACUGUUGUCGCAAGUUACUCUCCUCAGGUCAGCUGUAUAGUAUAGUUUCAUCCAUGAGUAAGGAGCAUGUACUAUCUGCUGGGUUUGACAUAAACACCCCUGACAACUUUGGGAGGACCUGUCUACACGCUGCUGCCUCUGGAGGAAAUGUUGAAUGUCUGAACUUGCUCUUAAGUAGCGGUACCGACUUGAAUAAGAGGGACAUAAUGGGAAGGACUCCGUUGCACUAUGCGGCUGCUAAUGGGAGGUACCAGUGCACUGUGACCCUGGUGAGCGCUGGCGCUGAGGUCAACGAGCCUGACCAGACAGGCUGUACUCCCCUGCACUACUCUGCCGCCUCCCAAGCCUUCAGCAGAGUUGAUCGUCAUUUUUCUGGGAACCAUCAGAAUGAUGAGGAUGAGGCCAAGGAGUCAUACUUCUGCUUGGAGCAUCUUUUGGACAAUGGUGCUGAUCCAUCGAUGGUCAACUCAAAGGGUUACAGUGCUGUUCACUAUGCAGCUUACCAUGGCAACAAACAAAACCUGGAGCUGCUCCUGGAGAUGUCCUUUAAUGCACUAGGAGACAUAGAGAGCAGUAUACCAGUCAGUCCUCUGCAUCUUGCUGCUGAUAAGGGUCACUGGCAGGCUCUGCGUGUGCUGACAGAAACUGCAGCUUAUGUGGAUAUGCAGGACGCUGCAGGCCGUUCUGUGCUCUACUUGGCCGCCCAGAAAGGCUACGCCCGCUGUGUGGAGGUGCUGUUGGCUCAGGGGGCCUCCUGUCUCCUCAACGACAACCGUCUCAUGUGGACUCCAAUUCAUGUUGCAGCUGCCAAUGGUCACUCUGACUGCCUGCGCAUGAUGAUUGACUACGGGGAGGAGGGGGAUCUCACCAACGUCGCAGACAAAUUUGGCCAGACCCCUCUAAUGUUAGCUGUUCUGGGAGGUCACACUGACUGUGUUCACUACCUGUUGGAGAAGGGUGCCUUGCCAGAUUCAAAGGACAAGAGGAGCAGCACAUCUUUGCACAGAGGGGCGGUGUUGGGCCAUGACGACUGUGUGACAGCCCUGCUGGAGCACAAAGCUUCUGCACUGUGUCGGGACAUCCAGGGUAGGACACCGCUGCACUACGCAGCAUCCAGAGGCCACACGGAGAUCCUGGCCAGUCUGGUGCAGGCCGCCAUGGCAACAGACCCACAAGAUAAACUGCUGGACAACAAACAAUACACCCCAUUACACUGGGCUGCUUACAAAGGGCAUGAAGACUGUUUGGAGGUUUUACUUGAAUUUAAAACAUUUAUCCAUGAAGAGGGAAACCCUUUCACCCCCCUGCACUGUGCUCUGAUGAAUGGCCACAGCGGUGGUGCAGAGAGGCUGCUUGAAUCUGCUGGGGUCCACAUGAUUAACACCAGAGAUGCCAAAGGAAGGACCCCACUGCAUGCUGCUGCAUUUGCUGAGGAUGUUGCAGGACUUCAGCUGGUGCUUCGCCACGGGACAGAGAUCAAUGCAGUGGACAUAACCGGACGCUCUGCUCUGAUGGUAGCUGCUGAUAAGGGACACAGUGGCACAGUGGCCAUCCUUCUUCACCGGGCCAAGGCUGACCUGACACUGCUGGAUGAGAACAGGAACACUGCCCUGCACCUGGCCUGCAGCAAGGCUCAUGAGAUGUGUGCCCUGCUGAUUCUGGGAGAGAUUCACAGUCCCACUCUUAUAAAUGCCACCAACAGUGCUCUGCAAAUGCCGCUCCAUCUUGCAGCACGUAAUGGCCUGGCUACGGUGGUGCAGGCACUGCUGAGUAGAGGAGCCACUGUGCUGGCUGUGGAUGAGGAAGGCCACACUCCAGCUCUGGCCUGUGCUCCCAACAAAGACGUGGCUGACUGCCUGGCUCUGAUCCUCUCUACCAUGAAGCCUUUCCCCCAGCGGGACCCUUCCUCCUGCUCCUGCUCCUCUCCCACCGUCUCCCCCUCCCCGGGUCUCAACUUGCUGAAGCACUGCGGCAUCACCGCCGCCUGCGCCCCCUUGCCCAGCAACGGCCUCCACAACGGCUACGUCAAAGACCGUCACGGUGCACCGGUUGGCCUGGACGGGUGUCUGUCUGAGUGAGGUCUUUUGUGGGCCCCCCCCCCCCGCUCAGUCAGCUGCUAUCACCAUCAUCACCACCAGGGGGCGACUCCCUUUAACAUGGCCCAGAGGACCAGGAGAGCACCCGCCCACAUGUCUGUUCUCUGUGUAUGUAUGUGUUUGUGCGUCUGUGUGUGCGUGAGUGUUUGGUCUUCUCUUGAGGUGCAGUCAAACCUAAUAUGCAAUUAGAUCCCAUUCCUCCAUCUCCUAGUAGUGCUUAAUACAUUGAGGCUGACUGCUCUACAAGGUCACUCAGAUGAAGUGUGGCAUCCGAAAACAAACACUAGCAAUCUGGCCAUCUCUAAAAAUCAUUUAACCCUUUAAAACCAUGUCGAACAUAAUUAUAUAACCGACGUCUAAGAGCAUGGAAAUCUCUGUAUCCUCGACUUGUCUUUUUCUCUUCAUAUCAUUCAAUAUAAAUGUCAUAUCAUGUUUAAUCAGUUGUGGUGACCUUGUAGAGGA